Molecule: messenger RNA, 1778 nt
Organism: Habropoda laboriosa
Lineage: Eukaryota; Metazoa; Arthropoda; Insecta; Hymenoptera; Apidae
Gene: Fas3
Product: fasciclin-3
Exons: 12
Coding region: 1-1677 (558 amino acids)
Source: RefSeq, a predicted model, not a curated record
AUGAACGUGGAUAAUUCAGCGAACUCCCCAAGAACAGUGAAGGCGAACCUGGUAGUGGACAUCGAGCCAAAACGACAGACCGCCGUACGGCUAGGCGAGAGUCUGAACAUUUUGUGCAGAGUCGGUAAACCGCUGCUAGUAUGCCGCGUCGAGAUACCCGGUGAGCAAGGUGGCAGGGUGUUGUCUAAGGAACAACAAGCCGAUGAUGGUGUCGAGUAUUAUGGGGAGGGCAAAGAAACGGGUCAGUGCGGAGUUCACAUCGCCAAAAUCAAGGAGAGCCAUGACGGAAUUUUCAAGUGUACUCUGACGGCCAUUGAUGUACGACCAGAGGCACAGGCAUCUUUGAAGAUCAUCGUCGCCAAACCACCGAAUAAUCCCGAGCUUCAGACCAGCCAUGGCUCCUACGGCAGAAGCAUAUACAGACAAGGAGAAAAACUGGAAGUGAGUUGCAGCGCACCAGCCGGACGACCAGCAGCGAACGUUUCUUUGUUCCUUGACGACGAACCUAUUGGUAACGAGGAGAGACCAACGAUUUACGACUCGAACGUGGACGAUAAAUCAGUGGCUGUGCAAAAUGCAUCGCGCAGCUUGGACUGGACCGACAAUGGCAAGGUUCUUCGAUGCGUUGCCACUCACAUCGCCCUCGACAAGCCUAAGGAAACCACUAUGCAACUGCAAGUCUACUAUCCGCCUCAACAGCAGCCAACCAUCGAGCGUUUCGGAUACGUAAUUGGACGCCAGGGUAUCGUGAACGUGACCGUUUACGCGAACCCUAGGCCGCGUUUCUUAUGGCGGGUGAACGAUGAAAAGAUCAACGAGGGUCGUCCCGACGAGAGUAACCGACUUGAAACCUCGACCGCUGUCGAUCUGGGAAGAGGAGCGUGGAGUGUGAUCCUGACGAUCGACAGCGUUCAGAAAUCCGACACGGAGAAGGUGUACAUCCUGGAAGCCCGUAACGACGAGGGAGCUAACGAAUACCGUAUCAUUUUGUCGACAUCCACAGAACCCGCAGGGUCGUUCGGUCACAUCUAUGGUAAGCUCUUCGAACACAUGCACGCACUAGGCGUCGAUUUAGAUGCUGGUUCUAUCAUUGGAAUCGUCGUCGGAGGCCUGGUGCUAAUUCUCCUCGUUUUCAUACUAAUUUUUGCCCGUGCGACCGGACGCUGGUGCUUCGCAGCUAACUCGUCGUCGAGGAACCUCGGGGAGUCAGUCGGUGACUUCGCGGAUGCGGCAGCAAGUGUUAAUCUACUUCGUUAUGACACAAAAUCGAAAACCGCAGACGAAGACGAUAGGCAAAGAAGUGAUACGGAAAGCGCCGGCCGCUACUCGAGAACGGAAGUGGAUGGAUCACGGGGAGAACGGAAAUCGAAGAUCAGUCUGUCUCGUUUCUUCAAACGUAACAAGGACAAAGUGUCUGGAGCGGACACGGACACCGUGAGGACUAUCGUUACUGUUGACGACGAGAAGCUUCAGACAUCCGUGCCAACUGGACAAGAAAACAAAGCGAAUCCUGCCGCGGGUGAAGGAGGAAUAGUGUACGCCGAAUUGGAUUUGACGCAGCAGCAACAGUGUGCUGCUCCUCGUCGUCUGAACGAGGAUAAAACGGAAUACGCAGAAAUUUUGUACACAAAACCAGAAACAGAGGAACAACAACAACAGCAAACCCCCAACGAGUAAAUUCUCGUUCGUUCGCACAAGAAAAAAACGAAGACGAAGAAGAAGAAGAAGAACAAAGCUGUUUACGAAACAAUCAAACGUUUAUCUUUCUCGUGAUUAAC